GGAACUGGAGAGAGAUAGCUAUAAUCUUUUGGAAACAUUAGACAUUAGACGGUCUCUGCCAAUUAAAAACUCCCUGCUCAAGUGCAAACAUUUAAGAAAAUUAAGGACAAUUCAGUAUAGACCUAUUUUGAGGCUUGAAGGGUAUCAACAGCCUUGAGUUCCUGUCGACCAGACUGCCUUCUUUUAAAACUGUCCUCAGGGUAUGAGCACCUUUGGAAGUGGAAGCCAGGCUAAGGUAGACCCCAAGGCAUUUUGUGGCAACAGUGGAGAGGGAGAAACCAGCACUCCAUCAGCAUGAGCCUCAAAUCCUCAGCGUCUGCUCCUCAGUUUGAGAGCAAAAGCAGCCAUAGUAUGACUAGAAAUGGAAGUUGUUUUCUAGUCAGGCACACCCCUCAUCCCAGAAGGGUCUGCCACAUCAAAGGCUUGAAUAACAUUCCUAUCUGUACUGUGAAGGAUGAUGAGAACUCCCUGAGAUCAUUGUGGGAUGUUGACCAGUUCAACCACUUAGAGACGACGGACAACAUACCAUUUGCCCAAUGCAGUCACCCACCCAGCACUGCAGCCCUGGAGAGCCCAGUCAGAGGAGUCUCACCAGCCCCGAAAAGUGCCAACGUGCAUCCCCCACGGCCUCAUUCUGAGCCCUGUAGAAAAAUCAAGGAGUGCUUCAAAACUUCCAAUGAUAAUCCCUUAGUAAUUAAAAAGGAAAGUAAGGUAAAAAAUCCACCCUCACCUCCAAAGGCAUGCUCUACUACAGGCUCUUGUUCUUCAGAGGUGAUGAAUACCAAGACUAACGCCAAGGAGAGUACCAUAUGCAUACCAAACUAUCUGGACCAGGAAAUCAAAAUUCUGGCAAAGCUCUGUAACAUUUUACAUACUGAUUCUCUGGCCGAAGUUCUACAGUGGCUGCUUCACGCAAGUUCAAAAGAGAAAGAGUGGGUCUCAGCUUUGAUUCAUGCUGAGCUGUCUGAGAUAAACGUGUUGGCUCGCCCUCUGAGAAGAAGCGUCUCCGCAGAACCAGCAGCAGUGUCUGGGAAGCUAACCAAAGUUAAAUCUUCAAAUUCACCUGUGAAAUCAAAAGUGCUGACCAGACCUAGAGAAGAACAUCAACUGACCAGAGUGUCAAGUCAAGGAUCUGAAGAAAAUAAGGUGGUACCAAAAGAGGCUGAGCACAAACCUGCAAUGUUUAUAAGAAGAAAUAAGAUGACAAUACCAGUUACAGAAUACUUCAGCAAGUCAAACUCUCCUCCCAGGCCUAAAACUCAGGAGAGCAUAUCAACAAAACCAAUGUCAGCACGAAGUAUACACCAAGAAUACAAUCUCUCUCCCCAGAGAACAUUUUCUCCUUUAACAUACCAAAGGUAGAAAAUCUAGACUGGGCUAAUUCUCUCAUACACAUGAGCUUCACUUUGUUACAACAUAAAAUUAUUAUUUUUUAAAUAUUUUGGUCUCAAGGAAUCAAUAGCUCCUCUAAACUGGUGGCACAUGUAAAUCUCAAAGCACCAGCAGAUAAUGCUACUAAACAAAUAUUACUGGAGACAAUAUUUCUAUUUGUAGUUAAUUUUAACACCAUAUGUAAAAAAAUGUUUAUUUACAUACUAUAUUUCCAAUCUGGCCCUGAUAUUAGAAAAAUCAUCCAUAAUCAAAUUUAAAUAGUUAUAAUUCCACACCUGCUGAAAACUCUGACAGAGAGACAAACAGAAUUUUAACAUCUGAGCUUAUUUCCACAACCUACAGUGUUAAAAUGUUGUUGGGUUGUUAUGAAAAAAAUGCUUACCGCCUUCCAAAAAGGAAAAGCUAUAAAAAUUAUCCCUAAUUUAUGAGCCAGAAAGAAACUAGUUCCCACUCAUUUCUAGUUGUGAAUAUUAACAAAUUUCCUAAUAUUGAGCAUUUGUAUUAUUCCUUAAAAUAAAACCACUCUUGGACCAUGA
Eptesicus fuscus (big brown bat) is the source of this 1928-nucleotide messenger RNA. RefSeq names its product chromosome 2 C4orf17 homolog (gene C2H4orf17). The record is from RefSeq and is a predicted model, not a curated record. The transcript has 9 exons. Bases 295 to 1362 code for a protein of 355 amino acids. Lineage: Eukaryota; Metazoa; Chordata; Mammalia; Chiroptera; Vespertilionidae.